Messenger RNA from Coturnix japonica (Japanese quail), 2754 nucleotides. NCBI's taxonomy places the organism in Eukaryota, Metazoa, Chordata, Aves, Galliformes, Phasianidae. The record is from RefSeq and is a predicted model, not a curated record.
CCAUCCAGCCCCAUAACUAUCAAUACCAGCCCCACAUCUGUAUCCAGCCCCACAACUACACCACACAUCCCCAUCCAGCCCCACAUCCCCAUCCAGCCCCACAUCUUCAACUGGUCCCAGCACUAUUCCCCCACAUCUGAGACCUCUACCAGCCCCACAUCUGCAGCCAGACCCACAACUGAAAUCAGCCCCACAUCUGCAACCUCCUUCAGCCCCACAUUUACAACCAGCCCCACAUCUGCAUCCAGCCCCACAUCUGAAACCAGCCCCACAUCUAUGAAUACCAGCCCCACAUCCACAUCCAGCGCCACAUUUUCAUCCUCCUUCAGCCCCACAUCUCCAUCCAGCCCCACAUCUGUAUCAAGCCCCACAUCUGCUUCCAGCCUCACAUUUUCAACCAGCCCCACAUCUAUGAAUACCAGCCCCACAUCUGCUUCCAGCCCCACAUCGGCACCCUCCAUCAGCCCUACAUCUGUAUCCAGCCCCACAUCUGAAAGCUCUUCCAGCCCCACAUCUGAAACCAGCCCCACAUCAGAAUCCAGCCCCACAUCUGAAACCUCGUUCAGCCCCACAUCUUAUACUAGACCCACAUCUGCAUCCAGCCCCACGUCUGCAGGCAGCCCCACAUCUGAGACCUCUUCCAGCCCCACAUCUGCUACCAGCCCCACAACUGCAUCCAGCCCCACAUCUCAAACCUCCUUCAGCCCCACAACUGAAUCUAUGACCCUCAGCCCCACAACUGCGGCUUCAAACCUCAGCCCCACAACUGGACCCACAACCCCCAGCCCCACAACUGGAUCCACUACCCUCAGCCCCACAAGUGCAGAAACAACACCCAGCCCCACAAGUGGACCCACAACUCUCAGCCCCACAACUGCAGCUACAACCAUUAGCCCCACAAGUGGAGCUACAACCCUCAGCCCCACAACUGGACCCACAACCCUCAGCCCCACAUCUGGACCUACAAUCCCCACAAGUGGACCUACAACACUCAGCCCCACAACUGGACCUACAACACUCAGCCCCACAAGUGGACCUACAACACUCAGCCCCACAACUGAAUUUUCAACCCUCAGCCCCACAACUGGACCCACAACCUUCAGCCCCACAAGUGGAGCUACAACACUCAGCCCCACAAGUGGACCUACAACUCUCAGCCCCACAAGUGGACCUACAACUCUCAGCCCCACAAGUGGACCUACAACUCUCAGCCCCACAAGUGGACCUGAGACCCUCAGCCCCACAACUGAACCUACAACACUCAGCCCCACAACUGAAUUUUCAACCCUGAGCCCCACAACUGGACCCACAACUCUCCGCCCCACAACCACAGCUACAACCCUCAGCUCUGCAUCCAGCCCCACAUCUGAAAUAUCCAUCAGCCCCACAACUGAAACCAGCCCAUCUACAUCCAGCCCCACAUCUGAAACCUCCUUCAGCCCCACAAGUGGAUCUACAACGCUCAGCCCCACAACUGCAGCUACAACCCUCAGCCCCACAAGUGGAGCUACGACUUUGAGACCCACAACUGGACCCACCACCCUCAGCCCCACAAGUGGAUUUGUGACCCUCAGCCCCACAACUGGACCCACAACCGUCAGCCCCACAAGUGGAGCUUCAACACUCAGCCCCACAACUGAAUCAACAACCCUCAGCCCCACAACUGGACCCACAACCCUCAGUCCCACAUCCGAAGCUACAACCAUCAGCCCCACAACUGGACCCACAACCAUCAGCCCCACAACUGGACCCACAACCAUCAGCCCCACAACUGGAGCUACAAUCCACAGCCCUACAAGUGGAGCUUCAACCCUCAGCCCCACAACUGAAUCUUCAACCCUCAGCCCCACAACUGGACCCACAACCCUCAGCCCCACAACUGAAUCUACGACCCCCAGCCCCACAGCUGGACCUUCGACCAUCAGCCCCACAACUGGAGCUAUAAUCCACAGCCCCACAAGUGGAUCUACAACUCUCAGCCCCACAACUGGACCCACAACCCUCAGCCCCACAACUGAAUUUUCAACCCUGAGCCCCACAACCGGACCCACAACUCUCAGCCCCACAACUGGACCUGCGACCCUCAGCCCCACAACUGAAUCUUCAACCUUCAGCCCCACAAGUGGAUCUACAACGCUCAGCCCCACAAGUGCAGCUACAACCUUCAGCCCCACAAGUGGAGUUUCAGCACUCAACCCCACAACUGAAUCUACAACCGUCAGCCCCACAACUGGACCCACAAGUUUCAGCCCCACAACUGUAUCCAUGACCCUGAGCCCCACAACUGGACCUACAACGCUCAGCCCCACAACUGGACCUACAAUACUCAGCCCCACAACUGGACCUACAACGCUCAGCCCCACAACUGGACCUACAACACUCAGCCCCACAACUGGACCUACAACGCUCAGCCCCACAUCUGGACCCACAACCUUCAGCCCCACAAGUGCAGCUUCAACCCUCAGCCCCACAACUGAAUCAACAACCCCCAGCCCCACAACUGGACCCACAACUGUCAGCCCCACAAGUGCAGCUACAACCUUCAACCCUCAGCCCCACAACUCCAUUGACGACGCCCAGCCCCACAACUGGACCCACAAGCCUCAGCCCCACAACUGGACCUACAACGCUCAGCCCCACAACUGGAUCUAUGAUCGUCAGCCCCACAAGUGGAGCUACGACUCUCAGCCCCACAACUGGACCCACAAGUCUCAGCCCCACGACUGCUGCUUCAACCUUCAGCCCCACAACUGA